Molecule: messenger RNA, 1307 nt
Organism: Annulohypoxylon maeteangense
Lineage: Eukaryota; Fungi; Ascomycota; Sordariomycetes; Xylariales; Hypoxylaceae
Product: Diaminopimelate epimerase-like protein
Exons: 1
Coding region: 243-1199 (318 amino acids)
Biological process (GO): biosynthetic process
Cellular component (GO): cytoplasm
Molecular function (GO): isomerase activity
Source: RefSeq, a predicted model, not a curated record
UGGGACCCUACGCCCUUAACUGAUUUUGUCGGAUAUCGCCAGGUCGUCAUCGUCAUCUCCACACGCCUAAGUACCUAGCGCUUUCGCAUGAGAGUCCGAAAAUAGGAAUCAACACUAAUUUAAAUGUGACUCGAACCGUCCAUAUCUUCAUAUAUACCCUCUUACCUUUAUAACCUGUGAAAAAAAAAAGAAUUGACAUUUUCAACCUACAGGUGUUCAAAAUUUUAAAAGACCUAGCCAAUAUGGAUCUCCAAUUCGUGACACUCAAUGUCUUUACAUCUAAGCGACUUCAAGGUAACCCCUUGGCUGUGGUCACCGUGCCAGCGACGCUGAAGGACAAGCUCACGCAAGCGACGAAGCAAAAGAUAGCUCAAGAGUUCAAUCUCUCAGAGACUGUGUUCUUGCACGAGGUGGCGGAGCCGGACCAGGCACAGCAGAAGCAGCGCGACAUCGACAUUUUCACCAUUGAGAGCGAGCUGCCUUACGCCGGCCAUCCUACCAUCGGCUCCGCCGUUCUCGUCAAGUACAAUCUUCAUCCGCACGUUGACACCCUCGUCACCAAGGCCGGUCCCAUCGGCAUCGUCCCACAGCCCGGUAACGCCAUCCGCGCUAGGAUCCCGCAUAACGUGCGCCUGCAUGCCAAGACACUGGUGGACGUGCUCGGCUCCGACGACGCCACGAAGCACCCGGGUCUAUCUCCCGUGCCGCAGAUCCGCGAGGCCGAGCUCAAGGCGCCCGUGUUUAGCGUGGUUAAAGGGAUGACGUUUGUCCUGGUGAAACUGCCUUCGCUGGAGUUGCUGGCCCAGGUCAGCACUGCGUAUAGAAUCGACUUCGCCAAUCUACCGAAACCGCUACUCGAUGAGGGAUGGCGGGAUAGCUUCGUUAGUAGGUAUUAUUAUGUGGAUUUGGGCGAGGAGGAGGAGCAAAGGAGUAUCCGCUCGCGUAUGGUCGAGCUGGGCUUCGAGGACCCGGCGACGGGGAGCGCGGCUACGGCAUUGGGAUCCUAUCUUACCCUUCAUGAGGAAAAGAAAGGGAGGAAGUUUAAACUCACUCAGGGGGUGGAGAUGGGCCGAACGAGCCACAUUAAUGUCGAGACUACGACGAAGGAUCCUGGAGACGGCUCCGUGGCGUUGGAGGAGCUCUGGCUUGGUGGUACUGCGAUUGUGGUUAUGAAGGGGACUUUGACUGUUGAUAUUUGACAAGAAUACUUGGGUGAUUAAUUCCAUGAUUGUGCUUAGGUUUCAUGAUUACUACUUGUUAACAGUCCAUUUGGUUCACUUAACGAUGAUGGUGGGACUAAUUCACCC